Messenger RNA from Strongylocentrotus purpuratus (purple sea urchin), 930 nucleotides. Its product is annotated as mdm2-binding protein-like. Gene Ontology annotation, cellular component: kinetochore. The coding region runs from base 27 to 728 and encodes 233 amino acids. The record is from RefSeq and is a predicted model, not a curated record. The transcript is spliced from 4 exons. Gene Ontology annotation, biological process: protein localization to kinetochore; traversing start control point of mitotic cell cycle; regulation of protein ubiquitination. Lineage: Eukaryota; Metazoa; Echinodermata; Echinoidea; Camarodonta; Strongylocentrotidae.
CCAUAUUACCAUGUUACCAGGCCAAGAUGAGAAAGCUUUCUGCCUCAGCCAAAAAGAAAUCCUCCGUCACCACACGUCAGAUGACCCCAAGGAAAAGAACCAUGCCUGAUAGGACAGCUAAGACACCUCAGAAGGGCGUGGGUUCAACGCCCAAGAGGGGCGCCAGCACUCCCAGGUUGCGAAAGAAAAGGGCCCUGACAUCAACUUCAGGGGGACUUACUCCGAAAAGACCUAAGCGGUCCACUCCUGUAAAAUCGACCAAGCCGGAGGAGAUGACCUCUCCUCGUAGGUCAGCCAGGAAGCUUGCCAAGGAUCAUCAUCCUACCACCACUUUCACUUCUCCAUCUACCUCGUCCUCCCAUCAACCAUCUUCCUCAUCAUCAGCAGCAGCAGCAUCAUCAACGCCGUCCAAGAAAACUCAGAAGCCAACUAGAGACUCAGUCAAGAGCGCAGAGUCCCAGAGAGCAAGGACUGCCUCAGAGUCCAGAUCAGAGAAGCAUAAAAGGAAAUUGCGUUCCAUUGUGGAGGAGACACUAGCAGCCAAGGGGAUUGAUUCCAGUCAUGUUUGCUUCAAGCCUUGCGUUACGAGACUCUACAACCAAACUAAGAUGUUUGUGAAGGAUCUGAAGUCCUCUAAGGGCCUCUAUGAUGAAAUGAGGAAGAUUGCCGAGGCCAACGCUGACUUUGUCAUCUCCUUCGAGCAGAAUAGAGCAGCAUCUAAGUCUUAAUUGAUGUCUUACUCCGAGAUCAAGUAAAGCAUACUGGGAUUCACUUCUGUGUAAUGCAGAGGGUAAAGAAGCAACAAGAAAUAGGUUACUUCAUGCGAUGUUUGAAUCUUUCAGGCUAUCUGUAAACCUUUUGUGCAGAGUGUACAUGCAGUGGGAUAGCUACAUGGUGGCCUACAGAUGUCCUCCCCCCCCCCCCAUUGAA